This is a messenger RNA of Microtus ochrogaster (prairie vole), 3280 nucleotides long. It is a transcript of the gene Znf175, whose product is annotated as zinc finger protein 260-like. NCBI's taxonomy places the organism in Eukaryota, Metazoa, Chordata, Mammalia, Rodentia, Cricetidae. Gene Ontology annotation, cellular component: nucleus. The record is from RefSeq and is a predicted model, not a curated record. Bases 391 to 2994 code for a protein of 867 amino acids. The transcript is spliced from 5 exons. Gene Ontology annotation, molecular function: RNA polymerase II transcription regulatory region sequence-specific DNA binding; DNA-binding transcription factor activity, RNA polymerase II-specific. Gene Ontology annotation, biological process: regulation of transcription by RNA polymerase II.
UCCUUAGAAAGAAAACAGCUUGAAUCUGUUCCCCUGUUCUUCUAGUUAGUGACCUGUGAGCGAAUUGAAAGAAAUCUAAUGCUCACUAUGUGUAGGGUUGUUUGAAGUAAAAUGAAAAUGAAAUUGGCAGCUUGCUGAGUUUUUGUUGGUGUUUACUACCUUUCGGGUGCUGAGGGCUUGGUCAGCCUUCUCUGGCAUGCCAUUCUGGAUCCCUAUGAUAAACACCUGUGUCCUCAUUUUCUAAACAACUAGGGAUUGCCAGUGUCUCAGAGCUCCUGGGAUCGCUGAAAUCAUUCAGGCUUCAGGAUCUCUUGCUGUGCCCCAGGUAGCCUUGUUCAGCAUCUGUAACUCUUGAAGAAGAAACAUCAAAACUAGAAGCUCAGAGGGGACAUGGCUGUGAAUACGAAUUUCCAGCAGAAGAUCCAGCCAUUGGGUGCAGAGGAGCAACAUGGGGCCUGUGAGAGGUGGAUGUCCUUUGAGGAUGUGACUGUGGACUUCAGCCAGGAGGAGUGGCAGCACCUGGACUCCGCCCAGCGACGCCUGUACCAGGACGUGAUGCUGGAGAUCUACAGUCACCUCUUGGCAGUGGGAUACCCCAUUCCCAGCCCCGGAGUCAUCUUUAGGAUGGAAAAAGGAAAGGAGGCACAGGCAGGGAAGACUGAAUUCCCAGGCCAGCAGUGUCCAGAAAAAUCAGGAAUUGAAACCUCACCACAGAAAGUAUCUGAGAAAGCUUCAGUUCAUAGUGAUAUGGCCAGCGAAGUCACAAGAAAUGGUUUGUGGUGUUCACUUUUGCAAGAACUACGGCAGGAUCCUGAUACUGCUACGAGAGAUAAACAAAGCCAGAUUCUACCCUUGCCUCCUGGCACCUUCCUCAAGAAAACUCUGAGCACAGAUAGUGGACCUGAAUAUCAAAAGCCCAGGGAAACCAUUCCUUUGGGACCCUACCUCAUUUCUACACAAGAGAAUCUUCCACAGUAUUGCUUACUUCCAAAAAGUUUGGGGCUAAACCUCGGAGCAAAUGGUCAGAAUGAAAGCAGUGUCACCGAGCAGCUUAUUAACAUUGUCGCAUCCAGUCAGCUCAUGAUACGAGGCUCUUGUAAUGCUAACUGUGUGGCUGCUCAUGGAGGAGAAUCGUGCAGAAGUACUGGGAAUGGAGAAGUUCUCAGUUAUCAACAACCACUGGUACAUGAAAACCAUUCUCAGGAGAAAGCAGAUCAAGGCCCUCGGUGCGGGGAAGUACUGUAUGCUAUAUCUUUGCCCAAACCUGAGGUCACUCUCACUUUGGACAGACCUCUUGUUUCGUUCAGUGGUGGGAAGGCCUUUCUUUAUGUGUCAGAUUCAUCGAGUUACCCAUUCCAGCUGAAGGCGGAUCAUCCAGUUCCCAUUGGAGGGGAGCCUUACAAAUGCAGCCGCUGUGAGAAAACCUUUGGUACUAAGGCUGCGCUCCAAGAGCAUGAGCCAGUUCACACAGAGGAGAAACCGUCUGUGUGCACACUGUGUGGAAAAGCCUUCAGAGACAGGUCAGCUCUCUAUGAACACGAAUUGAUCCACAAGAAUCACACGCCUUUUAUCUGUGACAAAUGUGGGAAGGCCUUCUUACGUAAGUCAGAGUUGAUGUCCCAUAAACAAAGUCACGAUGGAGAGAAGCCUUACAAAUGCAAUGACUGUGGAAAGUCCUUUAAAUUUCCAUCCCAGCUGAAGGUGCAUCGUCAAAGUCACACGGGCGAGAAGCCUUACGAAUGCCGCGAAUGUGGAAAGUCAUUCAGCAAAACAGCCAAGCUCAAGGUGCAUCAGCGAAUUCACACAGGAGAGAAGCCUUAUGUGUGUUCUCAGUGUGGAAAGGCCUUCAACCAGAAGUCAAUACUAGACAGACACGAGAAGCUUCACCCUGGGGAGAAGCCUUACAGCUGCAGGGAGUGCGGCAAGUCCUUUAAUUACCCGUCCCAGCUGAAGGUGCACUGCCACAGCCACACCGGGGAGAAGCCUUACAAAUGCCACGAGUGUGGGAAGUCCUUUAACUUCCCGUGUGAACUGAAAGUGCAUUAUCAGAAUCACACAGGAGAGAAGCCUUACAAAUGCCGCGAGUGUUGGAAACUGUUCAGUAAAAUGUCCCAGCUGAAGGCACAUUCUCGUGUUCACACAGGAGAAAGACCUUACAAAUGCAGCCACUGUGGGAAAGCCUUCUCUACCAAGGAGCAAGUCCAGGAGCACGAGCGCAUUCACACGGGGGAGAGACCCUUCGUGUGCACCGAAUGUGGGAAGGCCUUCAGUAGCAGGUCAUCUUUUCGUAAACAUCAGUUAAUUCACACUAAAGAGAGGCCUUUCGUCUCUCAGAAAUGUGAGCCAGGCCUCCAGGAGUCGACUCUGACAUCCCACCAGCAGCUUCACAUUGGCGAGAAGCCUUACAAGUGCCCCGACUGUGGGAAGCUGUUUAAUUAUCCGUCCCAACUGAAAUCCCAUUAUCAGAUCCACACGGGAGAGAAGCCCUGUAAAUGUCUUGACUGUGGGAAAUCAUUUAGUAAAACAUCUCAACUGAAGGCGCAUUCUCGAAUUCACACAGGGGAGAGGCCUUACGUGUGCUCUGUGUGUGGAAAGGCCUUCAAACAAUUGUCAACACUGAGCAGACAUGAAAAAAUUCACCUGCUUGAGAAGCCUUACAAAUGCAAUUUUUGUGGGAAAUCAUUUUGUUCUCCAUCUGAACUGAAGGUGCAUCUUUUAAUUCACACGGGAGAGAGACCUUACAAAUGCAGCCACUGUUGGAAAGCCUUUUGUACUAAGGUCCAACUCCAAGAGCACGAGCGCAUUCACACAGGAGAGAGACCUUACGUGUGCACUCACUGUGGGAAAACCUUCCGGAGCAGGUCGGUUUUCUCUAAGCAUAAGCUGAUUCACAGGAAGGAAGCGCCUUUCGUCUGUGAGAGGUGUGGGAAAGUGUUCUUACACAAGGCAGAGCUGACGUCCCAUGUACAGACGCACACUGAGGACAAGCCUUAGGGAUGUCAGACUGAGCAUGCCAUCAGAUUACAUGGUGAAGCCUCUGUGGGAAAGUCUUGCUUCCUAAUGCCCUGCGCCGACGGCAUGAACAAAUGACGUCACCCGGGGGAGACCCUUUGUGCUCUGAGUGGGGAGCAGCUUUCAGUAGCAGGCUCACUUUCUAGACAUCGCACAUCUCAUGCUGGGGUGUACAGGGAUACUUUUUAUGAUCUAACAAAUAAAGCUUUCCUGAAGAUCAGAGUGCAAAGUUAGCCACACUAGUUAGCCAUACACGCCAGGCAGUGGC